AACCACAGAAGAAGAAAAGGUAGCCGUCCUGUCCUCGAUUCGAAUGAAGAAGGCGAUUGUUUUGGUGGAGUUCGGGCACUAAGAAGCCCGUUUUCUUGGCUCAACAGCUCAGUAAAGUUCCACAUUGUGGUAUGAUUACACACUGAGGUGUAUUUAACGAUAAUUUAUGCGCAGUAACAGCCUGAAACAGGUAUUUAAAGAAGAAACGGCGAGAAAGUUGACUACGGUGGCCUUGCUAGCAUUAGCUAGGUAGCUCCGUGUUUUGUAUUAAUCAGCUCAUCUUUCCGCGUUUCUCUCCACUCGCAGUUAUUCUGAAUCUGUGGCUAUAGUGAGAAGAUAUCGUACCUUUAAUUAAAGUCGUAGGUCCAACUCAAGGAGAAGUAAGUGGCCAUCCAUGUCCGCCAGUUUCAGGAGUCUAAUCCUGAAUACCAGCAGACAUGUCCUUGGUUGCCUAUGGCAGCAGUGAGGAGAGUGACUCAGACUCGGAAACCUCGACCUCUGCCAAGAAUAAACCAAGCGGAGGACUCUUCGCAGCCCUUCCUGCUCCUAGAGCACCGGGAUCUUCUGAGAGGAAAGAAAGACCCGCAGCAGGGAGCGGCGGCAGGUCAGGUGAUGGUUCAGACUCCCAGCCUGUCACAGGAGGCUUCUUAUCCAGCCUGCCUAAACCCAAGAAACGAACCGAGCCUGUUAAGAUCACAGUGCCACAGGUCCAGAGACGGGAUUCAGACUCUGAUGAUGAUGAGCCAGCAUCGAAGAAACUACAACCUCAGGGUGCAGGUUCAGGCUUGUCCUCCAUCCUUCCUAAACCCAAAAACCUGACAGUGAAGGAGAAAGACAGGCCUUUGGUUCCUCACACUCUCACCAAACGACAAGAACUCAAAGGACCCAAAGCGCCAGGAGCUCCCGCUCUGGGUUUGAUUGCUUCCAGCGCGUCUCCUUCUGCUAUAAAAGCUGCAGCUAAGUCCGCUGCCCUGCAGGUGGCCAGACAAAUAGCAACAGACGAGCAAGAUCACGAGGACAUUACUCCUCAGAACUACUUUUCCCUCGAUGAAAGCUCCCGCCCUCUCUCCAGUGUUGUCCCAAGCAUUGAUCCUGAGCCAGUAGCCCCCGCUGAAACUCUUCCUUAUUCAGCCACCGAUGAAUUAGGACAGUCAGACGCCCCGCUUGACUUUGGGGAGGGCCAUGAGGGAGUGGGUGCAUGGGCAGGUCAAUAUGAUCAAUAUCAACAACCGAUGGCAGGCCCAGAGGCUUUUCCUCAGGGAUACUAUGAUGAGUCCUACUACCAAGAUCCUAACCCUGGAUCAGCAGAAGAGCCCGAGCAGUCUGCUAUGUUUGAUGAUGAAGGGUUCAUGCGACUGCAGGGGAAAAGAAACCGAGGCAAGGAGGAGGUGAGGUUUCUGGAGAUCAAAGGGGACGACCAGCUGAGUGGGAACCAGCAGUGGCUGACCAAGAGCAUUUCUGAGGAAAAGCAGAACCGACAGUCUUACGGCAAGAGAAGAGGAGGACAACCGACGGGGCAGCAGAGGCGUAAGCAUCAGAUAACCUAUCUCAUUCACCAGGCUAAGGAACGUGAGCUGGAGCUGAAGAACAGCUGGGCAGAAAACAGGCUAACCCGCCGACAGACCCAGGCCAAAUACGGCUUCUAACAACCGCUGUGGACUGUAAUGGUAUACAGAAAUACUGGAUUUAUUAAUGAAAUAGGAGCAAAGUAUACGUGGCCCAGAUUAUUUUCCAGCCUCUCCUCUCUAAUGUACAGUUUAAAUCUGUUGUUAAAAACCAUUUUUUUCCCAUGAUGUCGACCCAAACCCAUCUCUGCCACUCGUUUUAAAGGAAACAAAUCACCACACCUGAAUAAAAGCCUAGCUGUGGUCAGCCAGAGGGAGAAACAAAUACAAUUCUAAAUGUUUUCCUUUUCGGUUUCUCGUUUUCCUUCUUGUUUGUGUCAACAUGAGAAGUGUUUGGUUCUCUGGGAAUCGCAGAUUAAAGGUUUAUGAUCAUAAGGAGCUGGUGUUAGAAAGUGGUCACAUGUGUAUUCAUAAAAACCACAACUUUGUAUGAAUGAUGCUGAAAACUUGAUAUUUUAUUAUUUCUGUAACUGAAAACCAACCAGAGAACCAAACACGACUUUCUGGUGAUUAUGCAGCAUUAUAGCAAAUAAAUCAUACAGGUGAAAAAUUCUGUUUCAUUAGCUGAGUUGAGCCACGAGUGACCGAUUAGGCAGAGCUAAAUGCUAAUUUUAUUAGGAAUGCUAGUAUCUUAUAUUUCUACCUUUAUUAGCUUUCCCCCUCUAUCUUUGGUGUUUUAUUUAGGUGAAGCAGUUCAGAAUGUGCGCUCAUUUUGUCCAACUCCAGAUUCCCUGAAUGCAUGUUCUGAACCUCAUCCUGGAUUUUCACCUUCAUGUGUUCAGAUAUGAACUCUGUGAUUGUAAAGUUAUUUUUUACCAAAAGCAACAAGCAGAUGACCCUCCUGUGGCGUUCAGUCUGCUGUAGCAACACCGGUAGCAUUUUACAAACACCUCCAAACGUCAUAUUUACAUUUGGUGUAAGUAAGGAUACGUUUACACACUCGGUUGAACCUGAUCACAGCUUUGGGACGGAAAACAUGUAAAAACACAACAACUGCAGUUUUGUAUCAACAUUCCAAAUUCAUAAUCUGACGUAUUUAAGUGUUGCUCCAAACACCUCUUUUGUUUACCUUGUGCCUGUGUUGUGUGUGGUUUAACAAAAAAAAACAAUAAACAUUUUUAAUUUUC
This is a messenger RNA of Nothobranchius furzeri (turquoise killifish), 2752 nucleotides long. RefSeq names its product proline rich mitotic checkpoint control factor (gene prcc). Lineage: Eukaryota; Metazoa; Chordata; Actinopteri; Cyprinodontiformes; Nothobranchiidae. Gene Ontology annotation, cellular component: nucleus. The record is from RefSeq and is a predicted model, not a curated record.